UUGACGGGAUAACGGUACGCGGAAGCAUAAAAACCAAAACAACACGAGAAACGUCCAGUAUGUAACGUGUGUAAGCCUGCAAGCUAUGCUGAAGGUGCGAAUUUUCGUUCGACUACUCAUUGCGCCGGUUGGUCGUGUUCAAACAAAUAAGUGUUUCAGCAACCAGGUCAAUACCAAGUGGACAGAAUUGAUUGCACAACGAAGAAUGGAAGCCAGCGCUAUCUCACGACCGAAUCCGGUGGUAAUGAAGAUCGAUACUCCUGAGUUUCACUCCAUUUUCACCAACGAGCUUCGAGAUCUUAUUGCGCUGUUCAAAAAGUACAAUCAUGAAAUUAGAAUCGCCGGUGGUGCUGUCCGAGACAUUUUGAUGGGUAAAUGUCCCAAAGAUGUGGAUAUUGCAACACCGGCGACACCAACGGAAAUGAAAGAUAUUUUUCAUAAGGAAAGCAUCCGAAUGAUCAAUAUGAACGGAGAAAAACAUGGUACUAUCACUCCAAGGAUAAAUGAUAAGGAAAAUUUCGAGAUCACCACAUUGCGGAUUGAUGCCAUAACAGACGGACGCCAUGCAGAGGUUGUACAUACCAAAGAUUGGUUACUCGAUGCCAACAGGCGUGAUUUGACUAUUAAUUCGAUGUUUCUUGGUUUUGAUGGCACUUUGUACGAUUACUUCUACGGAUAUGACGAUCUUCAAAAGCGAAGAGUGGCGUUCGUGGGAGAUCCAGAUCUCAGAAUAAAGGAAGACUAUCUUCGGAUUUUACGUUACUUUCGGUUCUACGGAAGAAUAGCGGAAGACGCAAACAAUCACGACGAGGAAACUCUUCGAAUUAUUGCUAAAAAUAGCUCUGGUUUGGCACGUAUCAGUGGUGAGCGAAUCUGGCAAGAAUGGAAGAAGAUUCUUAAUGGAAAUUUUGGAUGUGAUUUAACCGUCCAGAUGAUCGACUGUGAUUUAGGGAAUCAUUUGGGACUUCCAGAAAAGCCCAAUGUUGAGGAAUUUACUAAAACAUUUAAAUGCGUUAAAUCAAUUAAUUUGGAUGAGAUACAGCCAAUUACAGUUUUAUCAGCCUUACUACACACUCCUGAAGAUGCAAUAACGUUGAAUUUGAGAUUAAAGUUUACUGUUUUCGAACGUGAGUUGUCCUAUUUCUUGGUGCAAAAUCGAGACGAAUAUAAAUCUGUCAAUGAACUUCUCCCAUUCCAACAACUCACCCUGCAAACUCUGGGAAGCGCCAAGCUCAAGAAAGAAUACGUUUUGGAGUUGCUACGAUAUUACGGUAAAGUUGAUUUACACCAGCAGCUCAAAGAGUGGCAAGUGCCACGGUUUCCGAUCAAAGGAAAUGUGUUGAUAGAGCAGGGGGCACCUAAAGGUCAGAAGCUGGGAUUAGUCGUUAACGAAUUAAAGAUUAUAUGGUCCAAAAAACAAUUUAACAUGACCGAACAAGAACUAUUGGAACAUUUGCCAAAAGUUUUGGACAAACUGGAGUUAAAAGGUAAAACAUAAUAGCAUUUCUGAUCUGUGAAAUAAAAGACGGUAUAUUGUUGAGUUUGACAA
Messenger RNA from Topomyia yanbarensis, 1549 nucleotides. RefSeq names its product CCA tRNA nucleotidyltransferase 1, mitochondrial-like. Gene Ontology annotation, molecular function: RNA binding; nucleotidyltransferase activity. Gene Ontology annotation, biological process: RNA processing. The transcript has 6 exons. NCBI's taxonomy places the organism in Eukaryota, Metazoa, Arthropoda, Insecta, Diptera, Culicidae. Bases 86 to 1498 code for a protein of 470 amino acids. The record is from RefSeq and is a predicted model, not a curated record.